Messenger RNA from Penaeus chinensis, 989 nucleotides. RefSeq names its product ATP-dependent RNA helicase A-like. The transcript has 2 exons. The record is from RefSeq and is a predicted model, not a curated record. Bases 1 to 945 code for a protein of 314 amino acids. NCBI's taxonomy places the organism in Eukaryota, Metazoa, Arthropoda, Malacostraca, Decapoda, Penaeidae.
AUGAGGAUCUUGGUUUUGAUCACUACACUUGUGGUCUCGUCUUUGGCUGCCCCUCAAGGCUAUGGCCUGAGUAUAGGAGGCAUAGGAGGUGCGGUAUCAAGCUUUGGGGGAGGAUCAGGAUUUGGCGGAGGAUCAGGAUUUGGAGGAGGAUCAGGAUUUGGAGGAGGAUCAGGAUUUGGUGGAGGAUCAGGAUUUGGAGGAGGAUCAGGCUUUGGAGGAGGAGGUUUCAGCUCAGGAGGAUGCGGUCCCGGACAGGUGUUCCAUGCUGGCAGAUGUGUCACUCCACGCGAGAACCGCAAAGUCUACUUGUACAACGCACCACCCGCACCACCAGUUCCCCAUGGUCCUCCCCCAUACAUCCCUGACCCAACCAUUGACACAAAUAUCGUGUUCAUUCAAACACCUGAAGAAGGUCCAGGACCAGAUCCUAUCGUCAUACCUCCACCACAGACGCGAAGCGUUGUCUAUGUCCUCAACAGACAGACACCAGAGCAACAAGAUGUGAUCGAAGUCCCAGCGCCGCCAGCAACCAGUCCUGAAGUUUACUUCGUGAAUUACGCUGACGGCGAGAACCCAGUUCUUCCAAGCGGCGUCGACCUUCAGACUGCUUUGAAUGCAGCUUCACAAGGGGGCGGUCAAGUGGUUGGAAGUGCAGGAGGUGGUUUCGGAGGCAGCGGAGGUGCCGGCGGUGGUUUUGGAGGUAGCGGAGGUAGUUUCGGAGGCAGCGGAGGAGUUGGUGGUGGAUUUGGAGGAAGUGGAGGAAGCGGAGGUUUCGGAGGAAUCAGUGGUGGAAGUGGUGGGUUUGGAGGCGGCGUAAUCAGCGGUGGAUUUGGAGGUAGCGGUAGUGGAGAAUUCGUCGUCAGUGGAGGUGGAGGUGGAGGCGGCUUCAGCAGUGGAGGUGGAUUUAGUGGAGGUUCCCCUUCCAGUCUGUAUACCACACCUUAGAAAUUCAAUUUCAGGAAUUUUAUUUUUGUUGUGUUUUGCUUACA